Molecule: messenger RNA, 414 nt
Organism: Coprinopsis cinerea okayama7#130
Lineage: Eukaryota; Fungi; Basidiomycota; Agaricomycetes; Agaricales; Psathyrellaceae
Exons: 4
Coding region: 1-414 (137 amino acids)
Source: RefSeq, a predicted model, not a curated record
AUGAAAAAUUAUGGGGGAGGAUUGGGCUUGUAUCUUCGUUCCGUUCCCCGCCUUGGUGCUAUGUACCCUGCCCACGUCCAGUCCAGACAUGGAUUUGGCUCGUGCUGGGUGGGUAUCCAAGGCCCCCCUCUGGUAUGCGCACUUCAGAAGGCACGAAGAGGAGAGAAGGAUCAGGAAAAGGCCCCUGUGAAUCCGAGCAUCCGAGAGAGCUCCGAGUCAACGCACGCAUUCGAUCCCUCAAAACACUGCCAACACAUCGAAAAACACAACAUGUUUUUCCAUUACAUUUUUGUGGUGAUACGGAGAAUAGGAGUUGGAUCGUGUCGUCAAAUCGAGGAAGCAACCAAGCACCCAAAGAGCACUCUUGAAGCCUUCUUCUUCGAUACGGAAUCUGAAUUUAGAAUGAACCACUGA